Molecule: messenger RNA, 663 nt
Organism: Blepharisma stoltei
Lineage: Eukaryota; Ciliophora; Heterotrichea; Heterotrichida; Blepharismidae
Source: the annotation of a GenBank genome assembly
AUGAUAAGGACAGUAGAUGAUUAUGAUUAUCUCUUCAAAAUCAUCUUAAUUGGCGACUCAGGAGUAGGGAAAUCUAAUAUGCUAUCACGAUACACCAGAAAAGAAUUCAACUUAGAAUCAAAAACCACAAUUGGUGUAGAAUUUGCACAGAAAAAUAUAGUAAUUGAUGGAAAAACAGUAAAAGCACAAAUUUGGGAUACUGCUGGACAAGAAAGGUAUAGAGCUAUUACGACUGCUUAUUAUCGAGGUGCUGUAGGCGCUUUGUUAGUAUAUGAUAUAUGUAAAGAAAGUUCUUUUCAAAAUCUAGACAAAUGGUUAAGAGAGCUUCGCGAUCAUGCUGAUCCACAGAUCGUUGUCAUGUUAAUUGGAAAUAAGACAGAUCUUAAGCAUCUAAGAGCUAUUAAAACAGAAGACGGUGCUAAAUAUGCUCAGCAGCAUAAAAUUGCUUUUAUUGAAACUUCGGCUUAUGAUGCCAGCAAUAUUGAUUCAGCAUUUGAAAGGAUUUUGAAUGAAAUUUAUCAAAUCACAGUCAGAGUAGGGGCUGGAGGGGGAAGUGGGAGACCUUCAAUUGGCCCAAGUAGAAGGAUCGAUAUAAGGGAAGAAAAUGUUGUAGUGACUAAUGAUAAUCAAAAUAAAAAGAAAACUGAUUCAGGUUGCUGCUAA